CGGCGGCGGCGGCGGGGGGCACGGCGCGCGGGGGGCGAGCGCGGGGAGCGGCGGCGGCGGCGGCGCAGCCCGCGUGACCCUCCACCCGCGCCCGCGAGCCCGCGUCCCCGCGAGGAGCCAGAGUCCGCAGCUGCGCCAGCCCCGCCGCAGGCAGGAUGCGCUCCGGGUCGCUGCCGCCGCCGAUGCUGCCGCUGCUGCUGCUGCUGCUGCUGCUGGCCGCCCGCGGGCCGCCGCCCUGCGCCGCGGACACCCCGACGCCCGCGAGCUGGGAGCCGCCGGCCGACGCGCCCUGGUGCCCCUACAAGCUGCUGCCCGAGGACCCCGAGGCGAGCGGCGCGGCGCGCCUGUGCUUCCGCACCGCGAUGCGCGGCUUCCGCUGCGAGGAGCCCGGCUGCAAGGCGCACACCUCGGCCGGCGGCAUGCUGCGCGCCAGCGUCCUGCGCAACCGCAGCGUGCUGGUGCAGUGGCGCCUGCCGCCCGGCCGCGCGCGCCGCCUGCGCUCCCUGCUGCUCGAGUGCUCGUGGCGCGGCGCCUACACGCGCUUCCCCUGCGAGCGCGUGCUGCUCGGCACCUCCUGCCGCGACUACCUGCUGCCCGAGGUGCACGAGGGCGUGCGCUACCGCCUGUGCCUGCAGCCGCUGCCCGUGCACAGCCAGCGCGGCAUCGAUGACAUCCCGCCCCCCGAGUGCGUGGAGUUCGUGGCGGAGCCCGGCGGCAUGCGCGACAUCGUGGUGGCCAUGACCGCCGUGGGCGGCUCCAUCUGCGUCAUGCUGGUGGUCAUCUGCCUGCUGGUGGCCUACAUCACCGAGAACCUCAUGCACCCGUCCUUCGGGCGCCCGGGCCUGCGCCGCCAGCCCUGAGCCCGAGGAUGGCCGCGGGGGGCCCCUGUCCCCCGCCCUGCCCCGUCCCUCCCCCCUCACCCCCCCCCCAGGCUGUCCGCGCAGGGCCGCUGCGGAUGGAGAUGGAGAUGGAGAGCGCGCAGGCCUGCGCCGCCACCUGGGACUCAUCCCGCCUCUUCACCAUCGAGCUGCCCGCUCCCCGGAAUCCAGUGCGAGACUGGCCCUGGGGCCUGCGGAGCGGGGUGCGGGCCGCCACCGGGCCCCUCCCGUCCUCCCGAGGCCUUUGCAGGGACUGACUGUGAGGACAGAGAGCGCCUCCUAGCGAGGGCCGCUGGCAUCACCCCCUGGGACGUCGCCUGCACCUCCAGCCUGUGCGUUGCUUGGUUCCUGUGCGCUUUGCUGCUCCAGGCCCCCGGGCCUUGUCCGCUCUGCACCCCUCCCCGUGGCUUAGGUUAGCCUUGUGCCUUAGUGUCCCCGGCCCUUCCCGUGCGGCCCGGAGGGAGCUGUGGCCCCCGGAGGGGCGGGCUGGGCUGUGUGUGCGUGCUUUGGGCCAGAGUCCCCCCUCAGGCUGUGCAGGAGCCUCGGUAGACAGUGCCCGUAGACAGUGCCCGUGGUGUGUCCCUGCGGGGGGUGUCUGACCAGCUGGGAGCCCGGAUGGAUUCGGUUCAGCAGGUGGGGCCUGGCCUCCAGCUCCUCUGACCUUGGGGGGGGGGAGCUGGCUGGGAGCCCCCCUUUUCAUUUUGCAGUGCUGCCUCUGAGGAGGACUUCCUGUGGUAAGUGGGGGCAGAGGGCUGGGAAGAGGGGGCCUGGUCGGAAGGGGCAGCUUUGGGCUCAGAGGGCAGACGAGAUGCCAGCCCAGCCCAGCUGGACCUCGCACUGAGUCUGCAUCAUGAUGGACAGGACGCCCCCCCCCUUGCGAUGGGGGGGCCGGGAGCCCAGGAUGGGGCGGGGAUGCGGCUGCCCUCACACCCACUGUGGUGGGAAGGCUGGCCGUGCCCCUCUCCGGACAGACUGAGUGCCCUCGCCGAGGGUUCUUCCUGUGCUGACCACCUGGCAGUGCCGGGUGCCGGGAGGGGUGCGGUGUGGCGUGCCUGCCCUCCGUGGGAGCCCCCGACUGUGACCCCCUGGAUCUGGCACUUCUGGAGUCACUGUGGCUAACCCUUCGCACCCUUGCACUCACCCUGGCGGCUACCGGCAACCCCAGUGCCCGCUCCCUCCCGCUGUCCUCGCUGUGGUGUGCUGCUGGUCAGGUGUGAGCCUCGUGCCCAUGUCUAAACAUCCAUCAUCUUUAGACUCAAA
This is a messenger RNA of Pipistrellus kuhlii (Kuhl's pipistrelle), 2138 nucleotides long. RefSeq names its product fibronectin type III domain containing 10 (gene FNDC10). The transcript has a single exon. The record is from RefSeq and is a predicted model, not a curated record. Bases 156 to 860 code for a protein of 234 amino acids. Lineage: Eukaryota; Metazoa; Chordata; Mammalia; Chiroptera; Vespertilionidae.